AUGCGCCCGCCACCUUUGAGAAAAAAGCAAGUGAAGGAAAAAGAGUUGAAAAAAGUGAACAUUUAUAGUGCUUUAAGUGGUUUUGGUCAUGGAGGGGACGUUGAAGAUGAGAGCAGCUAUGGGGGUCCAAGUGGAUGGAACUCUGAUCAUGAUUAUAAUAAUGAUUAUUGCUAUCGGAAUUGGCGGAGUUGCAGAAGCUUCUUUGGAAAAGUUGGCGGAGGUUUUGGUAACCAAGGUGAAAGAGGUGGGAUUGACAGUGCAGGAGGAAGCAGUGCGGGAGGAAGCAGUGAAGGUAGAAGGCAAGCAGCUGGAGGAGGAGGAGGUGGUGGUGGAGAAGGUGGAGGUGGUGGAGAAGCAGGUGCUGGAUCUGGGCGUGGUGAAGGCUAUGGAGCUGGUGUAGGACGUAAUGGUGGUGGCGGGGGUGGUGGAGAAGGUGGUGGCGGUGGAGGAGGGAUUAGUGGAGGUUCUGGUCAUGGUAGUGGACAUGGUGGUGGGGGAGGUAUUGGAGGGGGAGAUAAUGCUGGUAAUGGUGGUGGUGGAGGAGGAGGUGGAGAAGGUGGUGGAGGUGGCAAUGCAAGUUUCGGUGAAGGGUUUGGUCAUGGCAGCGGUUUUGGUGCUGGGAUUGAUGUAGGUGGUGCUGGAGGGGGUGGCGGUGGUGGAGGCGGCGAAGGGGGAGGUAGUGGAAGAGCUUCAAAUGGAGGGUAUGGUCAUGGUAGUGGUUUCGGCGCAGGUGGUGGUAUAGGUGAUAAUAAGGGUGGAGGAGGAGGAGGUGGAGGUGGAGGUGGAGAUGGAGGUGGUUUCAGUGAAGGGUAUGGCCAUGGUAGUGGUUAUGGAGCUGGUGGCGGUUUAGGUGGAGUUGGUGGUGGUAUUGGAGGCGGAGGAGGAGGAGGAGGAGGAGGUGGGGGAGGUGGUGGUUCUGUUGGAGGGUCAGGUCAUGGUAGAGGUUAUGGUGGAGGUUUUGGCACAAGCGGUUUCGUCUCAGGAGGAGGUGGUGGAGGUGGUGGAGGCAAUGGUGAAGGAUAUGGACAUGGUGAAGGAGGAGGUUUUGGAGCAGGUGGUGGUGACAAUGGCGCAGGUGGAGGUAUAAGCGGUGGAAGAGGUCACAAUGGCAUUGGCAUGGGAUUUGGGAUGGGCAUUGGGUUUGGUUUUGGUAUAGGAAAUGACGAUGGUGACCAUCCUUGA
Messenger RNA from Hevea brasiliensis (rubber tree), 1182 nucleotides. RefSeq names its product glycine-rich cell wall structural protein 1-like. The record is from RefSeq and is a predicted model, not a curated record. The transcript is spliced from 2 exons. NCBI's taxonomy places the organism in Eukaryota, Viridiplantae, Streptophyta, Magnoliopsida, Malpighiales, Euphorbiaceae. The coding region runs from base 1 to 1182 and encodes 393 amino acids.